CUGUACAGACGCACAGUGAAAAGAAAAGUUGGAAGAAAGAAGAAGGAAAGAAAAGGUUGCCAGUGAUAAAUAAAGCUCGCUGUUAAUCCCACUCUGAUCGUCUCUCGGUCUCAGCUUGCACGAAAGAAUACAAGAAGUGUUGGCGUUCAUGAUGGAGAUCACAAUGCUCGUGACAUUUCUAUGCUUCUUCUCUGUUUUCUCUCUUGUUUCCAAAGUGGGUAACUGUUCGACAGUGCUUGUGGAUGGAGUUUCAGAGUGGAAGAACCCGACUGUUCAUGUUGGAGAUACCGUCAUUUUCAGACACAAGUAUCAAUACGACCUCUACAUUUUCCAGAAUCAACGAGCCUUCACUCUCUGCGACUUCACUCAAGCCACUCUUCUUACCAAGCCGGGCUCUAACACAUUCACGUGGCACCCAUCACGCCCCGGCUAUUUCUACUUCACCUUCAACAAUGGCUCUCUCAAUGCCUGCCAAGACACCCAAAAGUUUCCCGUUAAGGUCUCUUCCGAGUCACCGCCACCAUCCCCAGGGAAUCCAAUCACCCUGCCAGUAUCACCUCCAUUGCCUGCUCCGGCCCCGACCCACGGAGGGACUGUGUCGUCAUCACCCGCAUUUCCUUGGCCAUACCGCCCUCGCGAGGAGCUCUCGCCGGGGCCUGCCCCCGCAGCAAGCUUGUUCCCAGACAAAGGCGGGAUACCCUUUAUUAAUAGCAAUCCCGCAGUUCCUCUGCCUACAGGAGAAGUGGACUCUGCCACAAUAAGGCCUCUGCCUACCUCAGAUCACGGAAAACAGGAGGUGGUGGGGUUGCCUCAGCUGCAGAUGGCUCUGCUUUGUGCAGUGUUCUUGAUGCCAUGACCAAAGAAAUGGAGCCAGAAAGAGGAAAAAUUAAAGAACUUAGGAGGCAACUGCAACUGUGUGUGUAAAGAAUGUGAGUAGGCUAAUGAGUGGGAGGUUAUUUGGGGUCCUUAAAGUAGCUUUAGAGAUUAAAAUUAGACCAUGUAAUAUGAUGAUGCUCCUUGCCUUGGCCCUACUUUGGAAUCAUUAGCAAAGCUUUGGCCUUUAGUUUUGCUGUGUAAUCAAUUGCUCCCUCUUCUCUCUUUUCAA
Messenger RNA from Rhodamnia argentea, 1105 nucleotides. Its product is annotated as early nodulin-20. The coding region runs from base 149 to 856 and encodes 235 amino acids. The record is from RefSeq and is a predicted model, not a curated record. The transcript is spliced from 4 exons. NCBI's taxonomy places the organism in Eukaryota, Viridiplantae, Streptophyta, Magnoliopsida, Myrtales, Myrtaceae.